AUGUGUUCCUCACUGUUCCGCUGGCUGGGGGGUUUAGGCACCAACCCAGCGGGUUACAAGCCAGCCCAGGCUCUCCCCAGCCAUUCCCAUGAGCUCGGGGUGGAGCUGGUCGGUUGUACCGAGGCGGGGAGCUUGUGGGGGGCUGGGGGUGUGUGCGGGGGGAGGGUUGCUUCACGGACACUAACCCCGACCUUGCUUCUCUCUGCACAGUUCGCCCAGUACGCCGAGAUCGUCAAUUUCACCCUUCCCAACGGCACCACGCGGAGCGGGCAGAUCCUGGAAGUGGUGGGGACUAAGGCUAUCGUGCAGGUGUUUGAAGGCACAUCUGGGAUUGAUGCCAAGAAGACCUCCUGCGAGUUUACUGGGGACAUCCUCCGGACCCCUGUGUCUGAGGACAUGCUGGGCCGGGUGUUUAACGGUUCUGCAAAACCCAUCGACAAAGGCCCAGCUGUGAUGGCCGAGGAUUUUCUCGAUAUUAACGGGCAGCCCAUCAACCCUCACGGGCGCAUAUACCCCGAGGAGAUGAUCCAGACGGGCAUCUCGCCCAUCGACGUCAUGAACAGCAUCGCCAGGGGGCAGAAGAUCCCCAUCUUCUCCGCGGCCGGGCUCCCUCACAACGAGAUCGCCGCCCAGAUCUGCAGGCAGGCCGGGCUGGUGAAAAAGUCCAAGGACGUGAUGGACUACCACGAAGAGAACUUCGCCAUCGUCUUCGCACCGCCGGGGGUGAACAUGGAAACCGCCCGCUUCUUCAAGUCGGACUUCGAGGAGAACGGCUCCAUGGCGAAUGUGUGCCUCUUCCUGAACCUCGCCAACGACCCCACGACCGAGCGCAUCAUCCCCCCGCGCCUGGCGCUGACCACGGCCGAGUUCCUGGCCUACCAGUGCGAGAAGCACGUCCUGGUGAUCCUGACCGACAUGAGCUCCUAUGCGGAGGCCCUGCGGGAGCUGUGGGCAGCCAGAGAGGAGGUGCCAGGCCGCAGGGGCUUCCCGGGCUACAUGUACACCGACCUGGCCACCAUCUACGAGCGCGCCGGGCGCGUGGAGGGCAGGAACGGCUCCAUCACGCAGAUCCCCAUCCUCACCAUGCCCAACGACGGCACGAUCUGCCGCCCAAGGCACCGCGCUGGAUGCCAGGAGCACCGCCAGCUGGGCCGGGCUCCCCCGUGGCUCAUACGGUGCCUGGCUCUAAAGCGGGGGUCCCAAUCCCCCCCUCCGGCAGGGGGUUCACUAGUGGGUGUCCGGGGGCGACACGCCCGCCGUGCAGGGCAUGCGAAGGUCGCCGUGUUCGUGUGCUUUCUGCCGCCACAGAUCUACCCCCCGAUCAACGUGCUGCCCUCCCUGUCCCGUCUGAUGAAGUCGGCUAUCGGGGAGGGCAUGACCCGGAAGGACCACGGGGAUGUGUCCAACCAACUGUACGCCUGCUACGCCAUCGGGAAGGACGUCCAGGCCAUGAAGGCCGUGGUCGGGGAGGAGGCUCUGUCGGCGGACGACCUGCUCUACCUGGAGUUCCUGCAGAAGUUUGAGAAGCAAUUCAUCGCGCAGGGCCCCUACGAGAACAGAACCAUCUUCGAAUCGCUGGACAUUGGCUGGCAGCUGCUCCGCAUCUUCCCGAAGGAGCUGCUGAAGCACAUCCCUGAGAGCAUCCUGGCCGAGUACUACCCGCGGGAGGCCAAAGCGGCCGGCCCUCAGCACACUGACACAGCCCUGUAGCUGCUGACUCUGCCCGGCCCGAUCCUUUGCUCCGGGCCCCCCACCGGCCUCCCGUUCCUUUCCCCAGUGGCGGGGCGGGCAGCGUGAUACUUACCCCACCCGCAGCAACUGUGCCCCUUGGCGCUGACCCCGUG
Messenger RNA from Pelodiscus sinensis (Chinese soft-shelled turtle), 1844 nucleotides. The record is from RefSeq and is a predicted model, not a curated record. NCBI's taxonomy places the organism in Eukaryota, Metazoa, Chordata, Testudines, Trionychidae.